AGCAUGUUUGAGUGUCAGUUAUGUGGGCAGCAAUGCAGUACUCCAGUGGUCUAUGUGAAGCACAUGAGGAUUCACAGCAAUACCCCUAACUUGUUUCUUCAUUGUUGCAUGCAGGACUGUAACAGGAAAUUUGCUAAAUUAGCAGCUUUAAAAUCACAUCUUUACAGACAACACAAUGAGUGUGUGGUGGUGCCUAGAUCACAUUUGUACCCAGCAGUAGACCUUGCAUGCCAUGUUGACUUGUGUAGUGUCAAAUGUGAUACACUAACUCAGUUUUAUUCCCAUCUUAAAGUUCACAUUAAAGAGGGACGAAGACUGACAUGCCCCUUUAAGCAGUGUGAUCAAUCAUUUUCAGUGAUAUCCACCUUUACCUCUCACAUAUCAAGGAAACAUAAAAAUUCAACAGAGGUAAACCUAAAUGAAUCCAUUGUUGCCACAUCACUUGUGACUGAAGCUGGAAGCUUUCAAGAUAUUGACAGUGAUAUGACAUCGGGAGAACAUACUGGUGUAGUUGGAAAUAGUGAGAAUUUGGAGGUUAGUCCAGAAAAUAUUGACGAGACAUUAUUUUUGAAGAAUCUUGCUCUCUUUUAUCUGAAAUUACAGGCUAAGUUAUUGCUUCCAUCUUCAGUCGUUCAGACUAUCAUUGAAGACAUGCAGUCAGUUUAUGAUGUCAACCAGUCACAUCUACUUUUCAAACUAAAUGAGAAAUUGGUUGCACUUGGGGUUCCAGAGGCUUCCAUUAAUGAUGUCAUGGACAGUCUGAAAGCAGAUGAUCUCUUAAGAGCAUGUAAUAGCCACACACUAAAAACAGACCAGCGCAGGAAAACAGUGUUCAAGAACAGUUUUAAUUAUGUUGAACCUAUGCCCAUUUGUCUAGGACAUAAUGAAGCUGGCAAAGAGUGUUUUUUACAGUAUGUCCCUGUAAAACACACGAUUGAAGCCCUUUUUCAUUGUGAGACUGUGUGGAAGCAGUACAGAGAAGUUCACAGCCGUAUCCAGUUGAAGGAUAUUUUUGAAGAUGUGUGGGAUGGUGAAAACACCACACAAAACUUGGCCCAGACAGAAAGAUCAUCUUUAGGCUUGAUACUUUAUCAAGAUUCAUUUGAAGUUGUUAAUCCCCUGGGGUCAGGAAAGAAAAAACACAAAAUACUAGCUAUGUAUCUCACACUUGCAGACCUACUGUCACACAACCGGUCAAGUAUUGACCAGAUGCAACUGGUUUUUCUUUGUAGAGAACAAGAUUUCAAGUAUUUUGGUCAGGAAUUGGUCAUGGGAUGCUUGAUGAAAGACCUUCAAGACCUUGAGACUAAUGGCAUAAUGCUACCUGAUGGACAAGUAUGCAAAGGGAUCUUGCGAGCCGUUUGUGGAGACAACCUGGGUUCACACAACAUCGGAGGUUUUCUUGAAAAUUUCAGUGGCAGUAGGUACUUCUGUCGAUAUUGUGAAAUUGACAAAGAUGUGUUUCACACAGAUCCUUUGUCCAAAGCUAACACUCGGACACCAGAGUCAUACCAAGAGCAUGUUCAGAACCUUGAGGAGCAUUCUGUUCAUAGUGGAGGUAUUAAAUUUGACUCCUUAUUCAACAGCCUUUCUAUGUUUCAUGUAUGUCAACCUGGGUUGCCUCCGUGUCUUGGGCAUGAUUUGUUUGAAGGUGUUGUUGCCUCUGAUCUUGCAUUGUGUAUCCACCAUCUUGUCACAGUUGACAAACAGUUCACUUACACUGAAUUAAAUCGGAUGAUUGAUCAGUUCCGAUAUUUAGGUAAUGAUGCAAAUGACAAACCUUGUGAGGUGAGGCCAGGAAGUGAUAGACUGAGUGGCCAUGCUAUGCAGAACUGGUGCUUACUAAGACUGUUACCACUGUUGAUUGGAGAGAAGAUUACAUCUCCUGCUGACAAUGAGAUAUGGCAACUGGUGUUACAACUAAGAGAAAUUGUGGCAUUGAUUUGUGCACCAGCAAUUUCUGCUGACCAGGCUAUUUAAGGGUCCUUAUUGAAGAAUAUUUGCAUUCCAGAAAACAAGCCUUUCCCCAUCAUCGGCUUAAACCUAAGCAUCAUUACAUGAGCCAUUAUCCAGAGCUCAUCAUUCAGUUUGGUCCACUUAUUCGUUUGUGGACUAUGAGGUUCGAAAGCAAGCACACAUAUUUUAAACAGUGCACAAGAAAGCUGCGUAACUUUAAAAAUGUGUGCUCAAGCCUUGCAGAAAGACACCAGCUUUUACAAGCAUAUCUUAGUGCUGGCAAUCUCUUCCCACCAUCAAUUGUAAUAGAAAAGGCAACUGAGUUUUUUCCAUGUGACUACAGUGAUAGCAUCAGGGAAUCAGUAGCAAAUUAUGAUUUUGGCCCUGAAAAUACUUUGAUUGGUCAUGAAGUAAAUGUAAAAGGAACCAAAUACAAAAAAAAACAUGUUUGUUGUUAUCAGUAACAAUGAGGAUGGGCUUGAAGUUGGUAAGAUUAUUAUGAUACUCAAUCAUAAAAACUCUGCAGUCUACUUCGUCGCUGAAAUGUAUAAGGCUUUGUGUCUACAUGAUGUAGGUGUUCACUGCAUCACACCAAUCAAGGGCUGUUACUACUGUGUGAACCAGGAGGACCUACUGGAUUAUUACCCUCUACCUCAGUAUGCAAUUCAUGGCAUGGCACUUAUUGUUCUUCACCAUUCUUUUCCCUCUUUGUAGUGCAAUGAGCAUUGUGAAUGAAGAUCUGAGAGGUAUCAUCCUCAGAACGUUGCCAACAAUUUCCAAAGACACUCUACAGGCAUUGAUAGACAAGCUAUUAAACUCUGGUCUGGAAUCUACACAAGACCUGAAAUAUGUGAAUCAAGAAGAUAUUACUGACCUACUGCCGGCCAUUCAAUUACGGAAGCUUCUGGAAGCAUUUAAAAAAGAGACAGAGAUGGUCACUUUGGACCUACAAAUUCUUACUUCCCCUACACCAUCAGUCAGCUCGCCUUCAGUCCUUCCUUGCUCCAGUGCAUCAAGUGGACUCUCAAAUCAAGAAUCUAGCAGCUCAGAAGACUGCGGUCCAUCCUCCCAAAUCAAAAAGGCAUGGCCAGAGACAUUUCAGAUUCCGUGGACUGCAAUGCCUAUGGACAUUCGUUCAGCAGUGGCUGAUGGCAAGAGACCUUCACCAGCAGCACGGCGACAAAUGGUCAGAGUUUUGGCAGAUGAGAUGAGGAAAUAUGAGCUAAACCCAACACGUGGACAAUGUGUCACAGUAUGCCGAAAUAUCAUCCGCCAGUAUCCUCAAAGUUUUGCUGAUCUCUGUGACAAUGGUCAGGUACUAGGAAAUGGUUAUACCUCACUGUUAAUUCAAAUUAAAAACCGAAUUGAAAAUCUGAACCGCACCACCAGCUUUCGCCAACACCGUUCAUCUGGUGAUGGACUAAAGAGAGGGCCUACUGAUACAUAUGGCUGCACCAGAUUCCAGCCUGAUCUCCCACCAGAGGAGACCGAUGAAAGUGUAGAGCAGAAGCGUCAGCGGCUGGAGGAGAUAUACCGUCGAGAUGGAAUAAAUGGGGUUGAAAAAGCAGAAGUUAGGCAACUUAUGGAAACAACCUUUUGCCUCCAGCGGCAGCAAAUAAACAUAUUACCAUCACCCACCGUCGCUGAUAUAAGAAAGCAGUGGCCAUACCUUUUCACUCAGAAAGGGCUUUAUGCUCAUUUUGAACUUCUGACUGAUAUCAAAGUUAUGCGUGCACUUGAGCUUGCCAUGGAAGAGUGUGGAAGAGCCAUUGUGGAGUUCUUCAGCAGCAAACCCACCAAUGCAGAUGUCAGGACUGUCAUUUCUCUGCGGCCAGACCUCGAGCUUUCCUUCUGCAUCAUCCAACUUCUCAUGGCUCACUUCUCUGAGACUCAGGAAGGGCUGAUACUUUUUGCAAAUGCAUCUUCCACUGCAGCUGAUGUAGAAAGGACACUUGAACUACCUUCAACUCCUCGACUGAUACUCUUUGGUGAAAAACCAGGAAGCUGCAUUCAUAAAUGGAUGAUUAGUUUUGAGGGGCAAAUACUCUGUGAGGGCAUCCAGCCAAGUUUUCUGUCUGGACUUGCUGCUGUGUUUUCAACUUUCUACAAUUUCAAUGUGGAGUACCAAGCUGAGGCUGCAUCCACGUUGGAAUUCAUUCAGAGGCGCUUCAUUGGAAUAAAUCCUGAAAAAGGCACCAAGGGUGGACAAGUCCUAUCAAAGCGGACAGGGAAGGUCGGCCACAGAAAAAAAUCAGUCAACACUCGGGCUGCCAGUCUACUUAAGAAACUAAUGGACUUUGAGUGGGACUUCAUAUAAGUUAACUUACUCAUCCAGUGACAUACCACACACACACCGUACACAUACUCUUCACACAUGACAAAAACAUGUUUUUAGUGUGUUUAGUCGCACAAUUUUUUCAGGUGUUCAUUCUUGAAUACCUACAUUUUGACUUCAUUCAUCAUUGAAUUCUUUCUUCAUUCAGUAACUCUUAUUCACUAAUAAUUUAGUAAUUCUUAUUCUCUCAGCAGUUCGCUGAGUCACUCAUUUAGUUUUUUCAAAUGUUAUGUACAUUUUUUGUUUAUUCAGUUAAACGAAAGUUUAUUCUGAGGCUUAAGUUUUAGUCAUUCCACUUGCAUCAGCCACUAAUUUUGAGAAUAUUUUGUGAUUUAAAGUGGCUUUUUUUCCCCAAGUUUUCAGGUUUUAAUAAAACAAAUCUGAAGUUA
Carassius gibelio (silver crucian carp) is the source of this 4680-nucleotide messenger RNA. RefSeq lists its product as uncharacterized. Bases 2615 to 4273 code for a protein of 552 amino acids. The record is from RefSeq and is a predicted model, not a curated record. NCBI's taxonomy places the organism in Eukaryota, Metazoa, Chordata, Actinopteri, Cypriniformes, Cyprinidae. The transcript has 5 exons.